AUGGUCACGGUUGAUAACACACCUCUGCUCAUGAACCGAAUUGUGAGGAACGAGUUCGUCUACGAGACCUUCGAAACCAAGUCGAUCAGCGGAAUUGUCUCCGACAUCGUCACUCCCAACAAGGAUACCAUCAAGUCUGUCGAGGUAUUCCUGGGAGACAUCCUCACUCAGAUUGUUGUCAUCGAAGAUUACGUCAAAAUCAUGGUUCCCUUCUGGUACAAAAACAAGAUCUGCGGCCUGUGCGGAGACUUCAACACUGAACGAGUUGAUGAAUUCAAACUGCCGAACGAUAAGGUAGCCGACAGCUUGACCAGCUUCAUCAGCGCCUACUCUUCGGACAAGUGCUACACCCGAAUGUAAGCUGAUUGCACUCAAGGCACGACAAGAACAAUUCUGAUUGACAGACGGAAGGACGACAAUGUUUUUUUUUCUACAACAAAAACAAUCAACAGAAUUUGAAAGGAAAACCAAUUAUUGAACUGAAAUGACUCUCACUGCAUG
Symsagittifera roscoffensis is the source of this 501-nucleotide messenger RNA. RefSeq names its product zonadhesin-like. The transcript has 2 exons. The record is from RefSeq and is a predicted model, not a curated record. Bases 1 to 360 code for a protein of 119 amino acids. Lineage: Eukaryota; Metazoa; Xenacoelomorpha; Acoela; Convolutidae. Gene Ontology annotation, molecular function: lipid carrier activity.